CGCUCCCAUUGGCUAACAGGGAUGCUGAGGAUGCUGCGUUGUGUAUAACGUCAUCUGACCAGCAGCACGUUUAUCUAUCUCGCCGGCUCAACCCUCACCCGAGAAAUGAGGCAAGUCCUGAUUUUGAGAAACACAGCGGCAAGAGACUGAAGAGUGGACGCCGGUUAAAGUCGAGAAAGGACGCUGUCUGCACGCACCCGCAGUUCACCAUGAGGGAAAUCGUUCACAUGCAGGCUGGCCAGUGCGGAAAUCAGAUUGGGGCCAAGUUCUGGGAGGUGAUAAGUGAUGAACAUGGCAUCGAUCCAACCGGUAGUUACCAAGGUGACAGUGAGCUGCAGUUGGAGAGGAUAAAUGUCUACUACAAUGAGGCAUCAGGGAGAACAGGCAGCAAAUUUGUGCCCCGAGCCAUUCUGGUGGACCUGGAACCAGGAACCAUGGAUUCAGUUCGCUCUGGUCCAUUUGGGCAGCUAUUCAGGCCUGACAACUUUGUUUUCGGUCAAAGUGGAGCAGGAAAUAACUGGGCUAAAGGUCACUACACUGAAGGAGCUGAGCUGGUGGACUCUGUGCUAGACGUGGUGAGAAAGGAGUCCGAAAACUGCGACUGCCUUCAGGGCUUUCAGCUCACCCACUCCCUGGGUGGAGGCACAGGUUCAGGAAUGGGCACACUGCUCAUCAGCAAAAUCCGUGAGGAGUACCCUGAUCGCAUUAUGAACACCUUCAGUGUCAUGCCUUCCCCGAAAGUGUCCGACACUGUGGUGGAGCCCUACAAUGCCACUCUCUCUGUACACCAGCUAGUGGAAAAUACAGAUGAGACCUUUAGCAUUGAUAACGAGGCUUUGUAUGAUAUCUGCUUCCGCACUUUAAAGCUAACCACACCCACCUAUGGAGAUCUUAACCACCUGGUAUCAGCUACAAUGAGUGGUGUGACAACGUGUCUCCGCUUCCCUGGACAGCUCAACGCUGACCUCCGUAAGCUAGCUGUCAACAUGGUGCCCUUCCCCCGCUUGCAUUUCUUCAUGCCGGGCUUUGCACCUCUGACGAGCAGGGGCAGUCAGCAGUAUCGUGCCCUCUCUGUGCCAGAGCUCACACAGCAAAUGUUCGAUGCCAAGAACAUGAUGGCAGCGUGUGACCCCCGUCACGGACGCUACCUCACCGUGGCAGCCAUCUUCCGUGGCCGUAUGUCAAUGAAAGAAGUGGAUGAGCAGAUGCUGAGCGUGCAAAACAAAAACAGCAGCUACUUUGUGGAAUGGAUUCCAAAUAAUGUCAAGACUGCUGUUUGCGACAUUCCGCCCCGUGGCCUCAAGAUGUCCGCCACCUUCAUUGGCAACAGCACCGCCAUCCAAGAGCUGUUCAGGAGGAUCUCAGAGCAGUUCACCGCCAUGUUCCGCCGCAAGGCUUUCCUCCACUGGUACACAGGGGAGGGUAUGGAUGAGAUGGAGUUCACUGAGGCCGAGAGCAACAUGAAUGACCUUGUGUCUGAGUAUCAGCAGUACCAGGAUGCCACCGCUGAUGAAAUGGGUGAAUACGAAGAAGAUGAAAUGGAGGAUGAUGAAGAAGUCCGCCAUGAUGUUCACCACUGAUUCUAAAACACAACGAGCCAGUUCCUAAUAACAGCUGUUGGAGUGCAAUGAGACCACAAGAUGUACGCUAGGGAUGCUGAUUUCAAUAAAUGUUGUGGUGUGCAGAUAAUGAUCAACUAUAGUUGUUUAGCCUAUAUUGCGCUGAAUAUAAAUAUAGCCUUUACUGACAACGACAGUGAUUGGUGUUAGAAUCUAAAGUUAUCCAAGUCAUGCUGUGUCAGUGUCGACAAAUAAGUACAGUUUUGUAACAAUAACUCAAACGUGCAUUCUUUUCCUCAUAUCUCUAAUAAAAGAUCCAGUCUGUA
This is a messenger RNA of Oreochromis niloticus (Nile tilapia), 1885 nucleotides long. RefSeq names its product tubulin beta-2A chain. Lineage: Eukaryota; Metazoa; Chordata; Actinopteri; Cichliformes; Cichlidae. The transcript has 5 exons. Gene Ontology annotation, cellular component: microtubule. Gene Ontology annotation, biological process: microtubule-based process. Bases 210 to 1580 code for a protein of 456 amino acids. The record is from RefSeq and is a predicted model, not a curated record. Gene Ontology annotation, molecular function: structural constituent of cytoskeleton; GTPase activity; GTP binding.